AUGCCACGAACGGAUGGUCUCCUCGGCCGACUCCUGGAACCGCGUGCGGUCAGAGGCGUCGAUGAGGAAGCAUACGGCGUCGACGUUGCCACAAUACUGCUUCCAGACCCUGCGUGCAGUUUCGUGACCUCCGAGAUCGAAGGCCGUGACGUUGACCUUGCCGAGAGUCAGCUGCUCACUGUGCGGGUGCACAGUGGGAGUGUGGCACGCCAGGCGGUUAUCCUUGAGCAUGCGCAGCAGCGUAGUUUUACCGGCGUUGUCAAGGCCGAGGAACACGAUCUUGCCCUCCUUGUUGAGCCAUCCAAAGGAGAUGAGGGCUCUCUUGAUCCUGUAGAGAUGUUAGCGGACAGAAUUACGGGGGUAAUCGAACAAUAA
Babesia ovata is the source of this 375-nucleotide messenger RNA. RefSeq names its product anti-anti-sigma factor, putative. The transcript is spliced from 2 exons. NCBI's taxonomy places the organism in Eukaryota, Apicomplexa, Aconoidasida, Piroplasmida, Babesiidae. The record is from RefSeq and is a predicted model, not a curated record. The coding region runs from base 1 to 375 and encodes 124 amino acids.